UAGUGCACAGCCAGGCAGCUGCCUUGUACCAUUUAUUGUUGAAGCAUUUCGUUUCUUUACUCCACAACCCCCAGUUGAAAAUAUCUGUGCCACGGUUGCAAAUUUUGAGGGGACUUGUACAAUUGUACUGAAUAAGAUGAGGCAGCUGGUGAGGGUAUCGACUGAGAAAGAGAUGCAUGAAUUAGAGCUCAGUGCACCAAAUUUCAUGGGAGGCUGGGAGGGUGAUGAAACUGUUGAGGAGGCAGCAGCAAGGGAAGCUACAGAAGAAGCUGGAGUUCGAGGGGUCUUAAUGGGAUUUCUUGGGUAUUACCACUUCAAGAGCAAAACCCGUCAAGAUGAAUGUAGCCCAGAAGGUGUCUGUAAAGCAGCAAUGUUUUCUUUGCUCGUCAAGGAAGAGCUUGAAUCGUGGCCAGAACAGAACACUAGAAGAAGAAAUUGGCUAGCCAUACCUAAAGCAGUAGAGUGUUGUCGACAUCCAUGGAUGAGAGAUGCACUAGUAGAAGGCUUCUCUAAGUGGCAUGAUGAGAAGAUAGAUAGAGGAAAAGAGUUCUCGGAUCAAGAUUAA
Messenger RNA from Ilex paraguariensis (yerba mate), 565 nucleotides. The record is from the annotation of a GenBank genome assembly. Lineage: Eukaryota; Viridiplantae; Streptophyta; Magnoliopsida; Aquifoliales; Aquifoliaceae.